UGCUCUAAUCUGCAGCAUUACAUGUGUCCACUACCACCUCUGCUUGGAGACCAGAAAAAUGCUAUUAUGCAAAAUGUGUUGUUGAAAGCCAUGUCUAGCAUUACUGACACUUUCUUUUAAAUGCAUUUUCAUCCUGUAUACAAGGAAGGAAGAAAUGGUUUCGAAGCUCAUUAAGAAAAUAAUUUUUCUCUUCAUGACUCUGCUAGGCAUUCUGGGAAACAUGUCUAUUUCUGUGAAUUAUAUGUUCAGUUUGUGGAGAGGCCCUGAGAAGAAACCCAUACAACUUAUUCUCAUCCACUUGGCUUUUACAAACAUCAUGAUUAUUCUUGCAAAAGGAUUGCCGAAGACAAUAGAAGUUUUUGGUUUGAGAAACUUCCUGGAUGACAUAGGCUGUAAGAUCAUUGUUUACCUGGAGAGGGUGGCCCGUGGCCUCUCCAUCUGCACCAGCAGUCUCCUCACUGUGGUCCAGGCCAUCAUCAUCAGUCCCAGAGCAUCUGGGUGGAGGAGGCUCAGGCCAAUGUCUAUACGGCACAUCCUUCCAUUCUUCUUAUUCUUUUGGAUAAUCAAUUCUUUAAUAGGUGUGAACCUAAUCCAUUCCAUCACUAGUACAGGUCUGAAUAUAUCACAACAUAUGGGUGAUGAGAAUUAUUGUUAUUUUAUGCUGGAAAGUCAGAAUAUAAAACUGAUUGUUCUCCCGCUCAUGGUCCUGAGAGACGCAGUGUUCCAGGGCACCAUGGGAGGGGCGAGUGGCUACAUGGUGUUUUUUCUCCACAAGCACCACCAGCAUGUCCUCUACUUUCAGAACCCUAAGCUUCUCUACAGAAUUCCCCCUGAGCUGAGAGCUGCUCAAAGUGUCCUUCUUCUGAUGCUCUGUUUUAUUUUCUUCUACUGGACUGAUUGUGCCUUUUCUCUGCUUUUAAGUCUCUCUUCAACAGACAAUACUUUGAUGACAAAUACUCAUGGAUUUCUGUCCCUUGGUUAUGCAACUUUCAGCCCCCUUGUGCUGAUCCACAGAGAUGAGCUUCUUGCAGAGUGUUGGCAUUCUCAGUGGGAGAAAUUGAGAAAAUAUCUCUCCCAGUUAUUUGUUCAACAAGUAAGGAAAAACACUUAG
Acomys russatus (golden spiny mouse) is the source of this 1111-nucleotide messenger RNA. Its product is annotated as vomeronasal type-1 receptor 4-like. Lineage: Eukaryota; Metazoa; Chordata; Mammalia; Rodentia; Muridae. Gene Ontology annotation, cellular component: membrane. The transcript has a single exon. The record is from RefSeq and is a predicted model, not a curated record. Gene Ontology annotation, biological process: G protein-coupled receptor signaling pathway. Bases 155 to 1111 code for a protein of 318 amino acids. Gene Ontology annotation, molecular function: pheromone receptor activity.